Molecule: messenger RNA, 2573 nt
Organism: Pseudonaja textilis
Lineage: Eukaryota; Metazoa; Chordata; Lepidosauria; Squamata; Elapidae
Gene: NFIC
Product: nuclear factor I C
Biological process (GO): regulation of transcription by RNA polymerase II
Cellular component (GO): nucleus
Molecular function (GO): DNA-binding transcription factor activity, RNA polymerase II-specific; RNA polymerase II cis-regulatory region sequence-specific DNA binding
Source: RefSeq, a predicted model, not a curated record
AGAGAGCAGGAGAGGUCGGUCAUGGGUGCCGCGGGAGCCGUGCUAGCCCGGAGGGGGAGAUGAUGUGAGGGUGUCCUCUCCCCCCACCCCCCAUCCCCGGUAUUUUAUUUGCAAAGGGGAAAAUGAUAUUGUGGUGCUUUCCCUCUCGUGCUGAACAAACCCUCAUCACCUCUGCUUUGACAGGCAGCUUGGUUUCCUCUCUGCACUGGGCAGCGAAAGAAGAGAUUUUUUAAUAUUUUUUGGGGCCAUUUCCCUCUCCUUCCCCGUUGAGGGUGGGGCGUCCCAGGAAAAGUGAGGUGUCUCUGUUCUCUCUCCCCCCCCCCCCCCCCCCACUACUCUUUUGCCCCGUUUCACCAGCUACCUCUUCCUUAUUAAGACCUCUGUGCGUUGCUCUAGAGUUACAAGCAUCCACCAACCCUCCCCAGCCCGGGAAGAAUUUAAUCCUCGAAGUGAGCCACCAACUACCCCCCAACUGAAGAUAAAGAGGGUGGGGGCUGUACAAAAAGGACAUCAUCACCCCCCCCACCCCUCUCCUUAGCCCCAUUUUCCAUCGGGGGACGGCGCCAGCUGGGACCAAAACACGAGCCUGCCUGCCUCCCCCUUAAGAUGUUAAUCCCGCUGAUCAAAGCGCCCGAGAGAUGAUCAAACGCUGCAAGGACGGAAGAUUGCACUAUUUUGACCCCCUUCGACUUCCAUAAAUACAUUUUUUUUUAAAAAAAGAACUUGGUGGGACCUUAAAAAAAAAAAGCGCCCACUCUUCCUUGCCCCCAAGCUUCGCUUCCGUUGGCAUCAAUCCGCUCCUCCGCCCUGACCAAUUUCGUUUGGGUGAUGGAUGAAUUCCAUCCUUUCAUUGAGGCCCUCCUCCCUCAUGUCCGGGCCUUCGCCUACACCUGGUUCAACCUCCAGGCCCGGAAGCGCAAGUACUUCAAGAAACACGAGAAACGGAUGACGAAAGAUGAGGAGCGGGCUGUCAAAGAUGAGCUGCUCAACGAGAAGCCGGAAGUGAAACAGAAGUGGGCUUCGCGCUUGCUGGCCAAGCUGCGCAAGGACAUCCGCCCUGAGUACCGGGAGGACUUUGUGCUCUCCAUCACGGGGAAGAAGCCCUCGUGCUGCGUCCUGUCCAACCCUGAUCAGAAGGGCAAAAUGCGCCGCAUCGACUGUCUCCGCCAGGCUGACAAAGUCUGGCGCCUCGACCUCGUCAUGGUGAUCCUCUUCAAAGGAAUCCCCCUGGAGAGCACCGAUGGGGAACGCCUUGUCAAGGCCGCACAGUGUACCAACCCUGUCCUCUGUGUCCAGCCACACCACAUCAGUGUCUCGGUCAAGGAGCUUGACCUCUACCUGGCAUAUUUUGUCCGUGAGAGAGAUUCAGAUCAAAGCAGCAGUCCCAGGACAGGAAUCGGUUCUGACCAAGAGGAUAGUAAACCCAUAAUCACACUGGAUGCAGCAGAUUUUCAAGAGAAUUUUGUUACGUCAGGUGUGUUCAGUGUCACAGAACUUAUUCAAGUUUCCCGGACACCAGUGGUGACAGGCACAGGUCCAAAUUUCUCUUUGGGAGAGUUGCAAGGGCACUUAGCAUAUGACCUGAAUCCCUCAAGUACAGGGAUGAGGCGGACGCUCCCCAGCACUUCCUCCAGUGGGAGUAAACGGCACAAGUCAGGAUCUAUGGAGGAUGAUCUGGAUACCAGCCCUGGGGGUGAAUACUAUACCUCCCCCAGCUCCCCCACAAGUAGCAGCCGCAACUGGACGGAGGACAUGGAAGGGAGCAUCUCUCCAACUGUGAAAAAGACAGAAAUGGACAAGUCUCCCUUCAACAGCCCAUCUCCGCAGGACACUUCACCCCGGCUGUUCACUCAGCAUCACCGUCCUGUCAUUGCCGUACACAGUGGUAUCUCUCGAAGUCCCCACCCCUCCUCUGCGCUGCACUUUCCCACCACUUCGAUCCUGCCCCAGGCGGCCUCCACCUAUUUCCCGCACACAGCCAUAAGGUACCCGCCUCAUCUGAACCCACAGGACCCUCUGAAAGACCUCGUCUCAUUGGCUUGUGACCCAUCCAAUCAACAACCAGGACCGAAAGCACCUACUUCGGAACCUGUUGACCAAAGAAUUUUGGCUGGCAGGGUCCAGAAGGACAGCCUUUCUGCUAUGGUCUCCACCUUCUGGAACAUUCUCCCAUUGGAGUUAAAUGGAGGUGGUCAAGUGAAGGUACCCGGGCAUUACCUUCCUACCCAGAUGUUGGCGCCGCCACCCCCAGGUAUGCCCCGCCUGGCAAUCUCACCUGACACCAAAUCUACCACGACAACUUCCGAGGGAGGGACCACCUCGCCGACGUCUCCCACCUACUCCACCCCAGGCACACCCCCUGCGAACCGCUUCGUGGGAUUAGGACCACGGGAUCCUGGCAGCAUCUAUCAGGCACAGUCCUGGUACCUAGGCUAGUUGCAGCUUCCAUCUGCGUCAUCAUCUUCCUUUCCUCCCCCGGGCUUUGGGCUUCCUUUGAGGAGAACAGUGCAGCCCUCCCACCCCUGGCCCAAACCUUGGGGGCAGCAUGGAGAGAGAGAGAGAGAGAGAGAGAA